AGAUACUUUUAAACAUAACGAAUUAUGUCACAAGGAACUCUCUAUUGUACUUACGAAAUUAGGAGUCUUUCUCCAAAGGUUAUUGUCAAACAUUUUAAUCUAGAUAUUAAAAUAAUUGAUAAGGAUGAAACUUACCAUAAAUAUUUCCCGUUAAAUAAGAUUCCAGCCUUUAUCGGACCCAAAGGUUUCAAAUUACAUGAGAUCAUUGCGGUUUGUAUUUACUUAAUUAACUUAGCUGACCCACAGUCUAUACUAUUGGGUAUGAACCCUGAGGAAUAUUCCCAAAUUUUGAAAUGGGCUUCUUUUUGCAACACUGAAUUCUUGCCAAAUGUCGCGAUAAUUCAUCAGUCAGUUACUGGCAUGAUCCCAUAUAGGAAGAAGGAUGUUGAGGAAGCUCGUGUUUAUCUCGAACGAGUUGUUGCUGUUUUUGAAGCCAGGUUGGCUAACUACACUUAUUUAGUCAGUGAAAGAAUCACCUUUGGUGAUAUAUUUUCUGCCACAUUCUUCAAAAGAGGAUUCGACUGGUGCUUUGGAGCUAAAUGGAGAAAACAACACCCCAACGUUACCAGAUGGUGGAAGACCAUUAUGACUUCCAAAUAUUUAGCCGAAUUGGUUCCAAAUUAUCAGUUUAGAGAAAAACCUGAGGAAUAUGUUCCACCAAAGAAGGAAAAGGAGAGAUAAACCAUAGUAUGAUAGUCGCAUUUGUGUUUUGACAACAUAUAUACGUUUUUUCACCCCGGUUUUGUCUUAUAAUUCUUACAUCUCUGAUAU
This is a messenger RNA of Spathaspora passalidarum NRRL Y-27907, 771 nucleotides long. RefSeq lists its product as uncharacterized. Gene Ontology annotation, biological process: translational elongation. The transcript has 2 exons. The record is from RefSeq and is a predicted model, not a curated record. Lineage: Eukaryota; Fungi; Ascomycota; Pichiomycetes; Serinales; Debaryomycetaceae. Gene Ontology annotation, cellular component: nucleus; cytoplasm. The annotation marks the transcript as partial.